This is a messenger RNA of Lingula anatina, 597 nucleotides long. RefSeq names its product acid sphingomyelinase-like phosphodiesterase 3b. NCBI's taxonomy places the organism in Eukaryota, Metazoa, Brachiopoda, Lingulata, Lingulida, Lingulidae. Gene Ontology annotation, molecular function: sphingomyelin phosphodiesterase activity. Gene Ontology annotation, biological process: sphingomyelin catabolic process. The record is from RefSeq and is a predicted model, not a curated record.
AUGGUGGGCGUUGUUGCCGAGUUGUUUGAGCAUGUGGUCUGCCCAGGCAGAGCAGCCUUUCAGAUUAAAAGGCAACCCUUACUUGACGCCUUUUCUUCCCUCCAAGGCUUCUUCUGGCACGUGACAGACUUCCACUAUGACUCCACUGUAUUCACCAGUCAGGACUCGUGUACCUCUCCUGUAGCAGACAUUGAGCAGAAGCCGUAUGGUGACUAUCUCUGUGACUCCCCUUGGUCCCUCAUCAACAGCUCCGUACACGCCAUGAAGCAGAUUGAACCUAACGCAGACUUUAUACUCUGGACAGGGGACAGCGGACCUCACAUCGACGAGAGCAAGGACAGUACCGAAAAUAUCAUCAAUAUCAUUUCCAAUCUAACUGGUAUAUUAAUGGACAUCUUUCCGAAUACGAAAGUGUACGCAGCUCACGGUAACCAUGACUACUUCCCUGCCAACCAACUUCCGCCGCAUGAGAAUGAAAUUUACCGCGCAGUAGCAAACAUGUGGCAACGGUGGUACCGCGAUUCCGAGGCCAACAGAACAUUACGAAAAGGUUCUCUUCAUGACUCAAUCCCAAACCGAGCACUUGGGUUAACGUGA